AAGCACUGUAUUGCAUUCUUUAGCAACAAGAUGGCAACUAACUGUCAGCCAGAUUAUGAUAAGCCGGGCGAUGAAGGAGAAGAGCGCGUUAAAAUAAUUUGUCUUGGUGACAGUGCUGUAGGAAAGUCUAAACUUGUAGAGAGAUUUCUUAUGGAUGGAUACAAACCACAGCAGUUGUCGACAUAUGCUUUAACUUUAUUCAAUCACAAAGCACAGAUUGAUGGAAAAACAGUCUCUGUAGAUUUUUGGGACACAGCUGGUCAAGAGAGAUUUAAUUCUAUGCAUCCAUCAUAUUACCAUCAAGCUCAUGCAUGUAUACUUGUUUUUGACUGCACUAGAAAGAUCACAUACAAAAAUUUGCCUGAGUGGUUAAAGGACUUAAAAACCUAUCGACCAGAGAUACCAUGUUUAUGUGCUGCUAAUAAAAUUGAUGAGGACAUGGAAACAACAAAGAAAUCUUUUGCAUUUGCUAAGAAAAAUCGAAUGCCAUUUUACUAUGUGUCUGCUGCUGAUGGAACCAAUGUUGUCAGGUUGUUUAAAGAUUCUAUAAGAGCUGCCUUGGCAUACAAGAAUAACUCAACAGAUUUUAUUGAUGAGAUCAUGAAGGAGCUUGAGAACUUUGAAUUGGAUCCUAUACCGAAACCUAAAGAUACAGGACAAGAGAAGACAACCAAUGAUUCUUGAGAUUCCUGUCUAUUUUUUACACAUCUAUUUAUACAGCUUGUACCAAUCACUGUUUACUGAUGUACAUAUUAUUUGAUAGAUCAUUUAUUGUAUUUUCUAGAGGUUAUGUCAUUGUCAAUUUUAGGAGAAUUUACCUAAUUUAUUUAGUCAGUUACCUGUAGCUACCAAUCAUUAAGGAGAAUUUACCUAAUUUAUUUAGUCAGUUACCUUUAGUAACCAAUCAUCUGAAUAGUCACAAAUGGUAUGCCUUCAGUAACAUAACCAGUACAGCUGUGUUGUGCCAGGUGUUCAUUGUGGUAGGCUACUCUAGUGUUGUGUGCUUGUAGUGAAUGUGGCUCCUGGAUGCCUACGAUAUUAACAUCAUUUUUGUUUAUUACAUGACAUAAGUUGUAUGAGAGGACUACUUCCUUUAUUUUUGAAUGAGAGGUCUUCAUGUAUAUUUAUGGCUUGUAUGAAAGAUCUGCAGGGUAAAGUUCAGGAUAUAAACAUGUGAUUUAUUGAGCCAGUAUGUUGUUGGAGGCUGAGUCUUACAUUGUUUAUUUAUAAGUUCAAGGUACAAGGAAUGAUUAACUUAUUUAUAUUUAUUUAUAUUUUCUAAAGACUUGUUUUACCACAAGUCAUAUGUACAAUAAAUAUUUAAAUCUACCAAAA
Messenger RNA from Physella acuta, 1335 nucleotides. RefSeq names its product rab-like protein 2A. The record is from RefSeq and is a predicted model, not a curated record. NCBI's taxonomy places the organism in Eukaryota, Metazoa, Mollusca, Gastropoda, Physidae. Gene Ontology annotation, molecular function: GTP binding; GTPase activity.